Molecule: messenger RNA, 2793 nt
Organism: Austrofundulus limnaeus
Lineage: Eukaryota; Metazoa; Chordata; Actinopteri; Cyprinodontiformes; Rivulidae
Gene: tmem265
Product: transmembrane protein 265
Exons: 2
Coding region: 1209-2261 (350 amino acids)
Source: RefSeq, a predicted model, not a curated record
UUUGAAUGUGGUUGACUUUAAGGGUUGAGUAUGCACAUCUAAGGAUCAUUCGCCAGAAGUUUCAAUAACAUUUUUCCAAUGGUUCAUGAGAUAUUUUGCUAAAAGACACACAGAUAUGACCAAAGACAUCAUCUUGCCUUUUAGUAAAAAGGAGUGAGCCUUUCAAAAUCUGUUUCUACAAAAAAAAAACUCAGUAAAACGCCCCCACCCAUCUGUGCAUACUUUAAGUUAAUCUACAACAGAAGAAUAAUUUCCUUGUGUGACUAAAGCAGCAAGCAGACAGAAAGAAGGGCUAAUUAAAGUUGUAACAUCUGCCUUCUGAGCUCUAAAUGUGUCUUAAGGCAACAAACAUCUUUCGCUCCACUUCCUCUGCUCCACUUCUCCAGUAGGGAGGGAGUAAAUAAGGUGUGUGCUGCUCCGACACAAAGCAGCCGAGUGUCACCAUCACGUUAGAAUAAAUACUGUAAGAGAAAGCUCCGGCAUCCACACAGGCUGCUGCCGGAGGAGGGAACAGGAGGAGGAACUGAAUUGGGUGGGAGGUCUGAGCAUCCAGCACGUAGCCUGCUUACAAAUGAACACCAAAACUCGGGAAGCGUGAGGGAGUUUGCGCUGCUCGUCGGAUCUCUCGCCCUCUCCUUUUCUUCCCCUCCUCCUCCGGUCUCGGAGCCCCCUUCGCGGGGCUGCUCUCUGCGGUUUCUGCUCCGAAAACGAUGCUCCGCUUCUGAGUGCGUCCACGGCUGCUGUGCACAGCCGGGGGACCGCUCUCUUCCUCAUUCCUUCCUUCUUCCCCUGCUGCCGCUGUGUCAAAAGAUUAACAACAGAACCCGACACUGCGGGAGGCGACAGAUCCAGAUCCGGAGCUUCUAAAAAAAAACAGCACAGAGAUUCAAAAAAAAAAAAAAAAAAGAAGUAAAAGGAAGAGUCAGGGACAUCUGCCAGACUAGAUCUACGUGGAGGAAGAAAUCUUUUAUUUUUACACAAGACUCCUUUUUAAAAUUUUUGAAGCAGAAGGGAUGACUUGUUCUUCUGGAUCCUGAGUGUGUCCGAACACCCGGACAGCGACACUUUUAUCACGGCUUUCCAUCGACAUUAACAGGGACUUUAUUGGUCACCGACGGCUCUUCCACUUCUUUUCUUUUUUUUUUUCCUCUGCUGUAAAUCAGAGCAGCAGGACGAUCGAGCCGGAGCGCAACACGAAUGGUUUGGGCAUGGUGCCCACGCCCCAGGUGUGCGUAUCAACCCUGGUCACGGUGAGCACGAUGGCAGUGGUGGACCUCUACCUGCUGGAGCAGAGCAUGCUGGGAGCCCGCGGUCUUUUGGGACCCAGCGUGUGGCAGUACGUGACAGUGCUGCUGGGUGACGUCUGCUUCCUGCUGGCUCUGCGCUUCGUCUCUGCCGGGGUGGUUUCUGAGGCGCAGUCGCCCCGCCGCGGGUUCGCCAACGCCCUCUGGUUCUUGUUCCUGUCGCUGCUCCAGCUGAAGCUCUUCUUCGUCUGCCACAACUACAGGCAGGAGCGCCGGCCGCCCGACCCGCUGGCCCGGAAGACGCUGACGCUGCUGCUGUCCAUCUGCCUGCCCUCCCUGUUCCUCAUUCUAACGGGAGCUGACCAUAUGACGCCACAGCGCAGGAAGCAGGAGGUGAGGAGUCGGCUCCUGUGGGUCGUGGUGGACCUGCUGGAUGUGCUGGACCUGCAGGCGGGGCUGUGGGAAGCCCAGGGCGGGUCUGGAGCAGCUGCGGAGCAGAGGCUGCCGAUCUGGGCAGAGGGUCUAGUCUUCUUCUACUGCUACGCCCUCUUGCUACUGCUGCCAUGUGUGGCCCUCACGGAGCUAGGGGCCACAGGCCUGCCAGGGCAGAGGGGACCCCGUAAGGAGGCUCUGUACCCUUGGCUCAGUUUGGUCACCAUUAACAUCUUCACACUGGCCCUGAGGGGAACGGGCAUGCUGUGGUACAGAGACUCCCGUGUGUCUACUGUGUUCCUGGGGAAAAACCUGCUGGCGUUAGCUGUGAAGCUGAGCUCCGCCUGGGAGAAACACAAGCAGGAGCACGGUGCAGCAGGAGCCGGGACUGGAGCUGGAGCAGAACCAGGAAGCUCCACGGUGCCAAGUCAGAACUCAGAGCAGGAAGAGGGCCAAGCCCAGGGGAAAGCUCCUCCCUCUCAUUAUCACACACUGCCUCGCUCUCAAAGCCACAAUCUCUCACACGUCAGCUUGGAGCCUACAGCGACGUCUUUAGGACCCUCUUUCAUCUCCCAUGAACUGUAGAGAAUCGAUCCGAACAUGCAUGCAGAAAUAUUUGUACGCACAUCUCGAAAUUACAACUUGGCCGGGGUGGCGCCUGUAUCACCUACCAACAGAUAACUCAUAUGAAAUGUCACUACAACAGUGGCCGGUGUAACACAGAGCCGUGGAAAUGCAUUUGGCAAGCUCGGCUGUCUGUGCAUUACAUCGUGCUAAGAAAAACUCGAAAUGCAUUGUUCUGAUUUGUGAGUGCUUUUUAAAAAGUCAACACUGUGAGUACAACUGCCAGACAGUCUUGUAGAGAGAGAGACGCUCUAGUCUAGCAGUGUUCAGUGUUGUGAAAUGGAGGCUUGAAUGCCUUACUUCUCACACGUUUGUUUAACUCUACAUUUUGCUGUUGGAAAUGUUUUAAUGAUGUUUUUAUCUUUUACUUUUAAUUCUGUUUCCCUUCUAAAAAUAUCCAAGUUUAAUUUGUGUGAUUCUGUGAAAAGAAAAAGAAUCAAAGCUUUUCCUCCAUCUCAUUAUUACAUCCCAAAAAUAUAGAUGUGACCUUUCA